Molecule: messenger RNA, 1102 nt
Organism: Amaranthus tricolor (Joseph's coat)
Lineage: Eukaryota; Viridiplantae; Streptophyta; Magnoliopsida; Caryophyllales; Amaranthaceae
Exons: 1
Coding region: 122-604 (160 amino acids)
Source: RefSeq, a predicted model, not a curated record
AAGUCCAUUAGUCAAGAUAAUAUAGCUAAAUGAAAGGCUAUAAUUGGCUCAAACAUGAUAACAUGGUCCCCUUAGACCCAUUGCAUAGUAUCAAAACAACAAACAAAAAACUAACUAUAACAUGAAGCAAAACAAGCAACAAGAGCAUCAUGUACAUGAACAUGGCAUCAACAACACUAAUCAAAACCUUCUUGAAAUCUACAAAACGGUAGCUCAAGCUUGGCAUAGUCAUUUCAAUCAUGCUAGAGAAGCUACGAGCGAAUUUGAUGUUCGAAGGAGGAAUUUUCGAGGGACACCUUCCAGGUUUAAACUCGAACUCGAAAAUAUGAUUAAGAUGAAAAAUGAAAAUGAAGCGCAAGAUGCAUUGUGGAAUUUUAAUCAGUCUCUAUGGGACCCAUAUGAGAUCGUGGCUGUAUCGAAAAGGUUGGAAUCGGGGUUAGUUUUGAAUUGUGAUUUUGUUGAUUUGAAGAAUAUAGAUGAGCAUAUGAUGGUUUAUAAGAGAAAAAAAGAGAGUAAGAAUAGUUUAAGAAGUUUGUUUAAUAUGAUGUCUAAUUCUAAGAGAUUAAAUGAUAAUGUUGGAAUUUCUAAUCAAACUAAUAAAUAGUUUGAUCUUGGAGGUUUAUUUUUGUUGUAUACUCCAAAUUUAAGUAAUUGGUAGUUAACUUUGUUAAUCAAGCAUAUCAAAUUAUUAAGUGAUUAGCAAUUUGUAGAUUGCAAUUGUGUACUUAUAAGAUCUCUAUUAAUUUUGAAUGCUAGUUUUAAUAUUUCUAUAAGGUAGGCAUGGGAGAAUCUAGACCCGAUAGAUAGUUUAAUAUUCAAACUUUGUCGCCUUUAAUUAAGAAUUUAACACAAAUUAUUGGAUGAGACGGUCAUAUUAUGAAAUAUGCUCCAUUUAACAAAAAUUUACCUAAUAUCUACGUAACAACUGGCUUCAUAACUAGCAAAUUACUCAAUACUUUCAACUAUUUAAACUAACUAACAACUAUUUACCAAACAGACUCUAUAUAUUGAAAUUGUUAGCCAAUGUAAUAUCUUUUUAUUAAUUUGCCACUAUGGCAUAAGUGUUUUUAUAAUCAACCAUAAAAUUUACUACCUAAAAAUU